This is a messenger RNA of Pogona vitticeps (central bearded dragon), 8396 nucleotides long. NCBI's taxonomy places the organism in Eukaryota, Metazoa, Chordata, Lepidosauria, Squamata, Agamidae. The record is from RefSeq and is a predicted model, not a curated record.
AGCGGGAACUCCUCUUCUUGGGCCAAGUCCAGGCGGCGCCCUGGAGCCUCUCCCGGCUUCCGCAUCCAGGAAAGGCUUGCCCGGGUUCCCAGGGCCUCCUUGUCGGGAAGUCUGGAUCCGACCCUCCGGCGCUGGAAGGCUUUGGGGCUGCCUCCCCCCCCCCGAGGACGGCGAAAGGUUCUGGGGGUUCUUUCCAAAGCCAGGCUGUGCCUUGUCUCCCCCCCACACCCAUCCCACCCUACCCCGAGAAGGAGGGGCAGUGGCGUUUAAGGUUAGAUCCGGCGUCGCCCCCUAAACUCCUCCCCCCCGUUCCCCGGAGAGAAGGAAGCGCUUCGUGGCUGGAGGGAGUGCCCGCUGUGACCAUCAGCCGAGGGAUCUAGACAUCAAGAAAUCUUUUCUCUGAGAUCAAUGGAUCACACAGCCCAUCUUUGUGGGGAGAAGCCCCCUUUUUAUACCUGCUCUCCUCUUUCCUUCCAAAAUCUGGAGGAGUCCCGGGCCCGACUCUUGCGUCCCAUUACCCCUUCCGCCCCGUGGCUAGCUGCACUGAAACCGCUCAACACCCAGAGCAGUGUCAUGCCAGAUAACAAGAGGACAUCUUAUUCUUUGAACUCCUUGAAUUGCAGACACCCUGUCUCAGACCUUACACAAGCACAGCAGAAGAAUGUGAUUGAGGCAGACCACGCUGGCUCGGGGUGUGAUGGCCGCAUUUGGAAAGAAUCAACGGAAGACGGCGAGGCUGUGGAGGACCAGAAGAUGCCAGGAGGGGGUGAAGAGCAGAAUCAAACCAAAAUAAUAAUGAGGGCGCAGCCCCUGGCAACUGGCAUCAAGAAACCCCUGCCAUGUCUUGCCUCGUCUGAACCAAAAUUAUUGUGGUUGGAGAACCCUUUUCUAAAGCAACCGUCCAGUGCUUCCCUCUCUCUUCUGAGGCUGGAGGAGUCCAGAGAUCACCUGUUGCGCCCCAUUGCUACUUCUGCGCCCCAUCUGACCUCUUCAAAGCCUUUGGAGGCGCAGUUCCGUGUCUACCUGGAUCUCCAGGAAACACCCCAUCUCCAGAUUUCACCACCAAAUCAUGGAGCCCAGGAUGAUGUGACUCUUGGAUCCAGCAAUGAAGCAGACCAGCAGCAAGGGAAAGGGAAUGAACCAGACACAGCUACCACGAUGCCAGAAUAUCUAUUGGCAAUCCCCGAAGACAGUUUGAAAAUGCAGGCGGAAGAGAGUGACUCCUCGGGAGAUGAGUUGCAGCUGGAGAGUGGAGAUGAAGAUGUGAAAGAACAGAAACUGAUGCUGUUGAGCCUAGCCUGUUGUUCGCUGGUGGAAGGGGCAAAGUUCGGGGACCCUCCCGGAGAGUUGCAGCGGGAGCUGACCCGAGUGUGCACAAAUCUGGCGGAGCACGAACCGGAAUUCGUCCUCAAGGUGGCUCUCUAUACACGCCAAGAACUUAAUAUCCGCAGCACGGCCAAUUUUCUACUGGCACUGUCUUCUCGUCUUCUGCCCUGUCGUCCCCACCUGAGGCGCUAUUUCUGCCACGCCGUGCAGCUCCCCUCCGACUGGAUGGAAGUAGCCCGGAUUUACCAGAGUUUAGCAGGAGGAGGAAAAACUUUAGCCUCGAUGCCUUCCUGCCUCCGUGGUGCGAUGGCCGAUAAGUUCCGGCAGUUUGAUGCGUACCAGCUGGCCAAAUAUAACACCCGGAAGAGUCUGGGGAAGAAGCGUCAUCAGCCAAAGGCCAAGAAGUGGGAAGGUUCUCGUCAGGAGAGCUGGAAGAAAAAACCGUGGGCCCAGGAUAAAAUACUCACGUCACAAUUUGAAGCUCUCGAGAAACGUCUUCAAAAGUGCUUCGAACCGAAAAAGGAGCAGCCCCCAGCCUCCAAGGAUCAAUUCUCCUUGAAAGCACUGAUCCAGCGUCUUCACAUUUCUGAACCAGCCCUGCAUGUGAUGAGUCUUCUGGGGCGCAAGUACCCUUCAGAUUUGCACACUUUCUCCCGAAGUCGCCUCCCUGGGCCUUGGGACUCAAGACUGGCUGGCACCCGCAUGAAACUCCCUAAACCACAGACCUGGGAUCGGGAGCUUAGCAAACGUGGGAACAAUGCUUCUGCCUGGGAAGACCUGAUCGAUUCAGGGCAGCUCCCUUUCAUGGCCAUGCUGCGGAACUUGCGCAACAUUCUGCGGGCCGGAGUGAGCGAGAGACAUCACAAGCGCCUCCUAAAACGCCUGGAGGACAAGAAUUCUGUGAUCCGUAGCAGGCAGCUCCCGUUUCGAUUCCUUGCAGCCUACAAGAUCAUCCUUGGGUUAGAAAAGGCUCUCCAGGAGAACAGUAAACCCUUUCCACAAAUCUAUCAGAUCAUUCAAGGGAUCCUGAAGGAACUUGGUCCACACCCGGACACGGACGAAAUGAGGACCUGGGACCGCAGAAUCAUCUAUCGCUUAAGAAAGAUCCCAGCGAUGUUCCGCUUGGUGAGGAUAAAGAAGAAAAAGCUCCAAAAGGCCAGAGACGUGCGCUGUAGCCGUGACACCCUGAAGCGCUACUGCCAGGCUCUUGAAAUGGCCGUCUCCAUUGCUGUCCGCCACAACCUGCCCCCCAUACCUGGUCGCACCCUCAUCCUGAUUUCAUGCACCCCAGAAAUGAGGGACCCCUACAUGAAAGCCAAGGAGCUAUGCUGUCCUGAUCCUGACAAAAGGGAUGAAGUCGUACGGAACACCCCACCCCUCACGAAAAUGGCCAUGGCCAUGUUGUUAGGCUCCAUGGUCUACUCCGCCUCAGAACAGGCCCAGCUCCUUCUCUGCAACCAAUCCGAAGUCUUGGGACCAGUUGACAUGACCGGCUCUGUGCUGAAGGAUGCACAGGCAUUACAGUCUUUGAGCCUUGAGUUGCAAGAGUGUACAGAACAACACACGGCCAGCGACGUUGUCAUGGACCUCCUCGCCCGGCGCCAGCACGUGGACACGAUUCUCUUGCUGAGCUGUAAACCCGAGGAGAAGCUUCGUGGCUCUUGCCAGUGGAUGUAUCGCCACCAGGUGUCCCCAGGAUGCCUCUUUGUCAACGUCUGCGCUGAUGCAGUGAGUUCACGGACAUUCAGUUCCAGGAGCGAUGUGGUGAUGAGUGGAUUCAGUGAACAUGUGUUGAGAUUCAUAGCCGAAUGCGGUGACUCUUGGUUCCUCGAACACGUUGGGAAGAUGGACGAGAUCCACGGCCUGCCCAAGCGGCGCGGGGUCACGGCAGCGAAGCAGGAAGCGAUGGUUGUGCCCUUGAUACCUGCCCCCAAGAUCAGGUGGCGCUCGGUGAGAAUAUUCAUCUCCUCUACCUUCCGGGACAUGCACGGGGAACGUGACCUGCUAACCCGGUCGGUCUUCCCAGAGCUGCGAGCGCGGGCUGCCCAGUUCUGCCUGGCUGUUGAGGACAUUGAUCUGCGCUGGGGAAUCACGGAGCACGAGAGCCAGAGAAACAAGCAACUGGAACUCUGCUUGUCUGAAGUCUGCCAGAGUCAACUCUUCAUUGGGCUUCUCGGAGAGCGGUACGGCCAUGUUCCCAGCGACUAUUUCUUACCAGAUGAGCCCCAGUAUGAAUGGAUCAAGUCCUACCCAGUGGGCCGUUCGGUCACAGAGCUCGAGGCUGUUCAGUUCCUGAAGGGUUGCAAAAAUCCUACUGCAGAAUCCAGGGCCUUCUUUUACCUCCGAGAGCCAGACUUCCUCGGUUCUGUGCCUGAAGCGUGGAAGGCAGAUUUCGUGGCCGAGUCAGAGGAGGCGGAACGCCGCGUGGCAAACCUGAAAGAGCAUAUUGGAAAGCACGAAGGCCUGGCUUCGUUUGGCAGAUAUAAGUGCCAGUGGGGUGGAGUCGCCCACGGCCGGCCUUAUGUCAAAGGGCUGGAGGAUUUUGGCAUCAGGGUCUUGAAAGACGUCUGGGAAUGCCUCCGGCACCAUUAUAUAGAGAGAGAUGGUGCUUCCCUUCCUGGCGACUCAGAGGAGGAGGAAGGAAGCGCUCUGCAAGAAUCUUUCCAAGAGCUGCAGCAGAGGAGGUGCUGCGCACGGGCAAAGCUGCUCCACGCCACGGUUGCCCAGUUGCGUGGGGGUAGGAUCUACGUGGUGAGCGGAGAGCCUGGACAGGGGAAGACGGUCUUCUUGGCAGCCCUUGCCCAGGAGCUCAGGUCAAAAGCCCCAGCACAAGGCGCCGGCCAGCCUCCCAGCUACCACGUUGUGGCCCACUUCGCCCAGGCCCGGCCUGAUCAGGCUGGAGCCCAGGUUGUCUUGGGCCGUCUGUGUGCCUCGCUGAGGAAACUGCUGGAUCAGCCACCAGCCCCGCCUGGAAGCUACAGAGGGUUGGUCGUCCAGUUUGAAUCCCUCUUGCACUCCGUGACCCAGUCGCUGAAACGCGGCCAGUCCCUAGUGGUUCUGAUCGACGGUACCGAUUUGAUCCACACAGCCAAGGGACAGCUGAUUUCGGAUUGGCUACCUCAGCAGCUGCCCCAGCGAGCGAGUCUCAUCCUCAGCGUCUCAGAAGAAUCAGCCCUGCUCGGGUCCCUCAAGCGAAGGACGGACGUGAUCCACAUUUCUCUUGGGCCUCUGGACCCCCCUGACCGGGUUGCCGUAAUUCGCAAAGACCUGGCCUUGUAUGGCAAAAAGUUGGAGGAGUCUGCUUUUAAUAACCAGAUGCGGCUCGUGCUCCUGAAAAGGGGCUCCCGGCAGCCUUUGUACUUAGCUCUGCUGACCCAGGACCUGCGACUCUUUGCCCUCUAUGAGAAGCUCUCAGAGAGAAUCCAGAAACUACCAGUGUCUCUUCCGCUGUUGCUGCAGCACCUUCUGGGGUGCCUAGAACAAGAUCAUGGGUUGGAGUUGGUGGCUGUGGCUCUCGUAUCCCUCUGGGCCAGCAGAGAUGGACUGACAGAACGAGAUCUCUAUGGGAUCCUUGCAACCUGGAAGGAACUGAAUCGGGCCGGCGUCACCUUCGAAGAAGCCAUGGUGGCUGGAAGACAUGCCGGAAGCUAUCCCGUGGCCCCCUUCGUUGAUUUUCUGCGCAGCCUAAGAGGGCUGCUCGGGGCAUGCGGUUCCCUCUCUGAGCCUCCAGGCUCUCGGCUCCAUCUCUGUGGAACACCCUUAAGGGCGGCCGUAGAACGACGCUACCUGAAGAAGCCAGGCCUGGACCACGUGGCUCAUGUGCUCUUGGCAGCUCACUGGUGGAAACUGGCAGACCCGGAUGGCUCCGGAACUUUCCGGAACAGCGAGGCGGAGUCCUUGAGGGCACUCCCCUAUCACCUGGUCCAAAGUGGCCAGCUCAAUAUCCUGGCUUCUUUCUUGACCAGUCUGAAUGUCAUGAGGGCUCAUCUCUCCCUGGGCCUCCUCUGCUGCCUCUUGGAAGCCUAUGCACUCUACGAGACUGCAGCCGGAACGGAGAAAGACGAGACCGUUGACUUCUUCCGUGCCUUCCUGCAGCGAAACCUGGUCCUCCUUUCCCAGAAUCCCCUGCUGCUCCUGCAGCAGGCAGUGAACGAGCCCGAUUCCUCCGAACUCUGUUCACAAGCCUGGGCCGCUCUCGGUGGGAACCGGAGACCUUUUCUGAGAUGGGCUAACAAGCGUCAAAAAGCCCAGAAAACCAACAGCCUUGUUCUUACCCUGCCUGCCACCCCGUCCUGUGUCUCGGUCGCCCCGUCGGGCAAGCUGGCUGUUGUGGGCACCACAGAAGGAACACUGCACCUGGUGGAUGUGGAGACUGGGCAGGAAGUGAAGGCUUUGCUGAGCACCUGCGAUGGGAUCUCGGCCGCUGAGUUUUUGUCGGAAACGAGGGUCUGCCUUGGGGCCUUCAACGGACGGUUUGAGGUUUGGAGCCUGACAGAAGGGUGCAGGUUGGUGGGCAUCGAUGCUCACAUGGGGCAAAUCACGGAAUGUUGCAUCAGCCUAGAUCACAGAGUACUGGCUACUGUGUCUUUGGAUGGCUAUCUCAAGCUCUGGGACUCUACUCGUGGUGAGCUGAUGCGUAAAUGGGACAGUUUGCGUCCUUUGAACUGUGUGACCUUUUACCCCGACAGUCAGCUGGUGGCUGUAGGAGGAUGGGACAGGACAGUCACCAUCUUGGAUGCCAAUGAAAUGAGCGUGAUCUCGAUGCUGAAAGGUCAUGACGCCUCUGUCCGUUCCAUUGCGUUUUCCUCGGCUGGGAACAUUUUAAUAGCCGGAUCCUUGGUAGGCUCCAUCAAUCUAUGGUCAUGGCGUGAGGCGGUUGUCUUGGGUGCUUUCUCGGCUCACUCUGGCUGCGUCUCUGCCGUUCGCUUCCUCCCAGGAGGGAAGCUUCUCACUGUGGGAGAAGACUGCAAGGUCCAACUUUGGGAAGGCCGACUGGGACAAUACUGCGGGACUUUAGGAUCAGCCACUCUUUCUCCGGCUCUGUGCGUCGUGCUAAGUCCGGAUGGCCGCCGGCUGGCAGUGGGGCACCAUUCGGAUGACGUCUGGGUUUACAGCCACCCUUGGGGCACCAACGCUGGCUCAACUCACUGCCGAGCUAGCGGGGUGGCUGUCUGCAGUCUGGCCUGGCUGGAGGACCGCUUCCUGAUCGGGGGCCGCAGUGAUGGGUCCCUUUGCCUCUGGAACACCUCAGACCUUCAUCCCUCUUGCCUUCAUAAACUGCAAGGCCACGAGAAAGCGGUGACGGGCCUGGCUGUCUCUGGGAAGCUGGUGGCGUCGACCUCAGAGGACUUCACAGUCCGGCUCUGGCUUUUCAGACCCCUCACGCCAGACCCCGUUUCGCCGCUGGCCGUCCUCCGGGGUCACACGGGUGGCGUGACCUGCUGUGCCUUCAGCCCCGACGGCGGUUGCCUCGCCACUGGAGGAAAAGACCGGGCUUUGUUUCUCUGGGACAUAAAAGAUCCAGGCCAGAAGGUGCCUGCCCUCUGGAAGUCCCUGCUCUUCUGCCACCAGGACUGGAUCUCCAGCUGCUCCUGGGCUGGCCCUACAUUGCUCUCUGCAUCCAAUGAUGGCACUGUUCGCCUCUGGGACCCCAAAACCGGCCAGCACUUGCGAGAAUUCCUGGGUCAUCAGAGCCCCGUCUGUGGCGUCACCAGUGAGAGAGAUCAUGUGAUCUCUGUGGGUCGAGAUGGGACGCUGGUCUCAUGGGACCUGCAGGGAGUGGAAAAAACCCGGUUCUUUGCUCACCCCGGUGGGGCCAACCACUGUGCCAGCUUCAUAGAGCCAGGGGAGAAAGAUUUCACGUUGGCUGCGGCUGGAUGGGAUGGCACCGUGAAACUCUGGAAGCCACUGACGAUGGAGCAACCCCAGCGACUUCCCGGGCACUGCGCGGCCGUCCGUGGGGCUGCAGCCUCCCCGGCAUCUUUUCUGACCAUAUCAGAAGACAAAACGGUCCGAGUGUGGGCUCUUCCCAAAGAGGGAGAUGAGAUGAAAGACCUUCCCCCUCACAGCGGCGCGGUCACAGCUUUGGCUUGGUCCCCCGACGGAGAAUUUGCCGUGUCUGGCAGUGACCAGGGCGACCUGGUUGUCUGGCAUCAAGCUCGGGACGUGGGAACAGCGAAGGUUGGCCGGUGUUGCAUCCGCGCUUUGGCCUUCACGUCGUCACGCACGGUUCUGGUGGCGUCCGACGACAUCAGCCUUUGGGACAUCAAGACCAGCCGGCAGCGUGAUGGGGGAGUCAGCUUGACACUCAGGAAACUGCUGCGCAGCGCAGAAGAGGCCUCGGUGCUCUGCCUGGGGAAGCCCAGUCCUCGGGGCCCCCUAGUCCUCGCACUGGCUGAUGGAGACCUUCUGGUGCUCCCACCAAAGUCCGAGGACUUACAGACGAGCCCGUACAGCGGUGGAGCAUGGGACAAGAAGGUCCAUGUGGGCUUUGAGAUCAGCGCCCCGGAAGAUGAGGAAGAGGGUGGCGUCCUUCACAUUUGGGACUCCAUGAACAGACCUAACUUGUUCAGGAUGGAAGUGACUGAAUCUGGGGCACUAAAGGAUACCCGGGACCCCGAGCACAUACCUUGGGCACCGACCCGGCUCUCUGGAUGGGUCACCGUUGCUCGGCUAGUUAAAGAUAAAUCUUUGUUCUGCGCUGACUCUGAGGGUUGCCUUUGGACUCAAACCCAGCAGAAUGAGGAAGGGGUGCCUCCGUGGAUACCUGAUGGCUGGCAGAGGAGAAAGCUCCACAGUGAGAAAAUCACCGCUCUGCAUAUCCUUGGAGACAAGAUGAUAACAGCUUCCCAUGAUCAGGAUGUGAAGAUCUGGGAACGCAGCUCAACGAAGCUGCUGGGCCAGUUCCGUUGCCAUGCUCCGGUUUCACAACUCCUGCCUUGCCCCAGGACCGAAUCUCCGCUUCUCCUGAUUGCUGGCGACAUACUAGGCAAUGUUUACUUUCUAGAGUGGAGCUGACUCUGCCAUUGAGGACCCAUCUGUUCCAUCCAUCAUCUCUCCCCCCCCCCCCC